Candoia aspera is the source of this 3810-nucleotide messenger RNA. It is a transcript of the gene UBP1, whose product is annotated as upstream binding protein 1. Gene Ontology annotation, biological process: regulation of transcription by RNA polymerase II. The record is from RefSeq and is a predicted model, not a curated record. The transcript has 16 exons. Bases 527 to 2140 code for a protein of 537 amino acids. NCBI's taxonomy places the organism in Eukaryota, Metazoa, Chordata, Lepidosauria, Squamata, Candoiidae. Gene Ontology annotation, cellular component: nucleus. Gene Ontology annotation, molecular function: RNA polymerase II cis-regulatory region sequence-specific DNA binding; DNA-binding transcription activator activity, RNA polymerase II-specific.
AGCAGGAAGGAGGCGGGGACGCCGACACCGGAACCGCUCCGGCCGCUGAAGGAGCGAGCGGGGCCCGCUAGGCGGGGCACGCGCGGGAGCGGUGGCGGUGUUGUCGCCGCGGGCGGUUCCCCGCGCUGCCGCAGCAGAGGGCGACGCUGAUGCGGCUGGUCGGCGACGGCGGCGGCUCUGGGCUGGCCCGGGUCUGAGCCACUGCUGCCAAAGAGGCGGCCGGACUCCGACUGGGAGGGUCGCCGUGGGAAAACGCAGGAUGGGGCUGAGCACGGCAACCGCCGUGAUGGUGUUGCCUCCUGCGAGCCUCGCUUUCUCCGAAGAGAGAGGGCUCCCUCGGGGCUGAGGCGGCCUCUUUCUCCUCGCCUGUCCCGCCCUCUCCCCUCUUCCGUUCGCCUUUUCUCUUCUGCGUUCCCCUUCAGUUUUCUCCCCGACUCGGACCGACCGCAUUCGGUGCCCCCCCCCCCCCCCGAGGAGAAGGGGCGACUUCGCCGCCGCCGCCGCCUUUUGGAGCCGCCAGUGGAAGAUGGCGUGGGUGCUGAAGAUGGACGAAGUGAUCGAGUCCGGGCUGGCGCACGACUUCGAUGCCAGCCUCUCCGGCAUCGGGCAAGAGCUGGGCGCCGGCGCCUACAGCAUGAGUGAUGUUCUGGCACUGCCUAUUUUCAAGCAAGAAGACUCUAGCCUUCCACCUGAUAAUGACACAAAACAUCCACCAUUUCAAUAUGUUAUGUCUGCUGCAACUUCCCCAGCAAUCAAACUGCAUGAUGAAACACUUACUUACUUAAAUCAAGGUCAGUCCUAUGAAAUUCGGCUGUUAGAUAAUCGAAAAAUGGGAGAUAUGCCAGAAAUCAAUGGGAAACUGGUAAAGAGUAUCAUAAGAGUAGUGUUCCAUGACAGAAGACUACAAUACACUGAGCAUCAGCAGCUAGAAGGCUGGAAGUGGAAUCGCCCUGGAGACCGAUUACUUGAUUUAGAUAUUCCUAUGUCUGUUGGAGUAAUUGAUAUAAAAACAAAUCCAAGCCAGCUCAAUGCAGUUGAGUUUUUGUGGGACCCUGGAAAACGCACAUCUGCCUUUAUUCAGGUACAUUGUAUCAGCACUGAAUUUACACCUCGUAAACAUGGAGGUGAAAAAGGAGUUCCUUUUAGGAUUCAGGUUGAUACUUUUAAACAGGCAGAAAAUGGAGAGUACACUGAUCACCUGCAUUCAGCCAGCUGUCAAAUCAAAGUGUUUAAGCCAAAAGGGGCAGACAGAAAACAAAAAACAGAUAGAGAAAAGAUGGAGAAGCGAACUGCCCAUGAAAAAGAAAAAUAUCAGCCUUCAUACGACACUACAAUUCUCACUGAGAUGAGGCUUGAGCCUAUAAUUGAAGAUGCAGUUGAACAUGAGCAGAAAAAGUCCAGCAAGCGGACUUUGCCAGCAGACUACGGUGAUUCUCUGGCAAAGCGAGGCAGUUGUUCACCAUGGCCCGAUACGCCUACUGCAUUUGUGAAUAAUAGCCCUACCCCAACACCAGCUUUUACCUCUUCUCCACAUACUACUUACAGUGUCCCAGACAGUAAUUCAUCAUCUCCAAAUCAUCAAGGAGAAGGCAUUCCUCUAGCAGGUGGUGAGCAACUUCAUCCAUCAGCCACAAUCCAGGAAACCCAGCAGUGGCUGCUUAAACAUAGAUUUUCCACUUAUACAAGGGUGUUUUCCAAUUUCUCAGGUGCUGAUUUACUGAAGUUGACAAGAGAAGAUCUGGUACAAAUCUGUGGUCCUGCUGAUGGAAUUCGGCUUUACAAUGCACUUAAAUCAAGGUCUGUUAGGCCACGUCUAACAAUCUAUGUAUGCCAAGAGCAGUCAAGAAGUAUACGACUGGAAAGGCAACAAGACUCAGGCAAUGGAGAAAGGAAUGGUGCAAUAUUUGUUUACCAUGCACUCUACUUGGAAGAAAUGGCUGCCUCGGAAGUCACUCGCAAGCUUGCUUUGGUGUUCAAUAUUCCUUUGCAUCAAAUUAACCAGGUGUACAGACAAGGUCCUACUGGCAUCCAUAUUCUUGUCAGUGAUCAGAUGGUUCAGAACUUUGAAGAUGAGAGCUGCUUCCUUGUUACCACAAUAAAAGCUGAAAAUGGCGAAGGCUUCCAUAUAAUUUUGAAGUGAUGUUGCCAUAUGUAUGACAGACUGAUAUUCCAGUUGAAAAAUGAAGUCAUCAAGAAUGGCGAAUAACAUCAAGUCUCUUCAGGGAUCUGACUUCACCAUAUAGAAUGUUUCAUAUUGAAAACACGUUGACCUUCUAAUGAGCUGUUUAGUAAAUGAACUUUUCACUGCCAUAGCCAAAUGCCCUUAUAAGAGGUAGAAAUGACCUAACAGGCAUGGAAAAAAGCAAAGUAAAUAAAGGUGGUUGCCCUUUUUUGAAAAAAAUAAAAUAACGCAAGCUAUGGCCAGUAGAUGCAGUUUCUAGAAGCAGUACUGCUUUCCUAUUACACUGCAUCCAAUUGAAUGUAAACUUAUCCUGGGCAUUUAUCUUUCUGUGCCAGUUUGUCUAUUACUUGCUUGUACUUUUAUGCUGGUUUUAUUUUUUGAUGUUAGCAGAGCACAUAGUAAUUUGUGUGGAGAUAAGUAGUACGAUAAUAGCAAUCAGGUUUGGGGUCUUGAGAGUAAAGCUGUCAAAACAGCAUUCUCUGUAUAAAUUGUGUAUAAAGUGUGAAUGUAAGAAGUGUAAAUGUCAGAGUUGGGCUUCUUGUUAAAGUCCUAACCAGAUGAAAAUUAAGCAUGCAUCAGAACACAUUACCAUUAGUACCUAAUUGGGAGGUUUAUAAAAUAAAACCUCUGAGGUACAGUAUUUUGCUUUGCAACAAAUUCCUUGAGAAAAUUCGCCUAUGCAUCAUGUUUUCAGUUUCUUGAAUGAUACACUCCUGCAGUUCUGCUUUUUUUUUAACCACUCUGUAAAAUAAUAGUGAGUUGAAACUUCCUCAUGGAGAAAAAGGAAAUGUAAUUGUCACCAAGGGUCAAUAUUGAAAUUAAGCAAGGAUCCAUAAGCCAAACAAUAACUUAAAAAAAAUAGGUGCAGCCCUGCAUUUUCCCAUGUUUACUCCCAGGUGACAACAGUCAUUUCCCUUUUUUUCUCUGGCUGUAGUGGAAAGACCAGUCUUAGUGCCUAUUCCAUACAACCAAAUACUUGACUAGCAGUUGCACAUCUUAAUGAACUGUACAAAUGUCUUUAAAUGUUACCUGAAGAUCAACGAUCUCUAGAGGGAUAACAUUUGACUCUUCUGGAUUGUGUAUUAAUAGAUGUACUUGUGGGAAAUUAAGACACAGAAGGUAGGUUACUUCAUGACCUUGUUGUGGACGUGCCUUUUUAUCAGCUUAAAUCUUGAAUGAUGUAAUGAACAUUGAAAGGGUGAAAACGCCACAUGUCAAGUAAUGUUUUUGAUUUCAGUUCCAUUUUUAAUUAUGCCUAAGUGAAGUGCUUAAACUCCAACUAUUCUAAGAAAGUCAAUUAAUUACUUGUAUUUGGAUGAAUGCUUGUUCCCCUAUUUCUCCAUGACCUAUGCUAUUCUGCACUGAUGGGGAGGGAGUAUAAUUUGUGAGCAUAAACUGUUUUGAAUUGUUCUUGCCUAUAAAUUAUUUUUGGUUGUACUUGGGUGUCUUCAGUUGACUUGAUGUGUCAUCUCAACACCAUUUUAUAAAUUUGUGGAGAAUCUUUGAAAAUUUUAAAAGCUGUACAGUAGUUUUGUUCACUUGGAUUUAAUUAAUGACACCAGCAAAUUGCUUUUUGUUUUUAAAUAAGAUAUAUACAUUUCAAUUUCAGUAAAAACAUUUUCCAAUAA